Drosophila serrata is the source of this 7617-nucleotide messenger RNA. RefSeq names its product ectopic P-granules autophagy protein 5 (gene Epg5). Gene Ontology annotation, biological process: autophagosome maturation. Lineage: Eukaryota; Metazoa; Arthropoda; Insecta; Diptera; Drosophilidae. Gene Ontology annotation, cellular component: cytoplasm. The record is from RefSeq and is a predicted model, not a curated record.
UGGGGAUUUUAUUGUUUAGCGGCGUAGACGAUGAUGCACAAAUAAAACGCAAAAAGCUCGGGAAACAGCAAAUUAAAAGGUGAACCAUGGCCACGCUAGUCAAGCCCAAGAAGGAUAAGACCAAGAAGACUCGUGGAGGCGCACGGCAGGCCCAAAAAGAGGAAGACGAAACUGCAGAGUUAUCAACAAGUGAAGAACAAAGACCAGUGGAAAAUGUGUCGCUGCUGGAGGAAUUUGAGCGAGUGGCUGCUCUGGCCAGUGGCCAGCCAAUUAUCAGUCACGAUUGCUGCAUCUCCAGCGAUGUGCAGGAAUUGCCACCAGAACCAGAACCUGAACUCGAACCAGAACUACAAGCGGAAAAGGAAAUGGAAACCCAAAACCAAUUAGAAACCGAGCCCAGUGCUCCAACAGCCCCGCCCUCGACUAACGUCCGCAUUGUUCAGUACCCUAACCUGCAGCCCAUGCACCUGUCCAAUGCCCAGGUAGAGGAGCACAGCUCAAAGAUUGUCUACCGUCAGGCGGAGUCCUCACCCACUGGCUUCGCCCUGGCACGGAGCCACAUAAAUCCACUGAGUGCCGAGCAAUUGAAGCAAAUUUACGAUUGUCCCGACCUCGAGUUGGCCAAACAGUUUGAGCUGGAGUUUCUCAUGAACUCCCUGCUAGAAUCCAGCGAAUCGGAUCCACUGUAUGCUGCCCUUUUGGAGUACUACGAACUGCAGGGGAAGCUGACCUCAAAUCUCCAUGACGUAGAGAAGCUGCGCAAAUCGUGCCCAGACACCCAGAAAAAAAUCUGGGUGCGAGAGCCGGUGACACGUACAUUUUCGGGAACCUGCGGCGAUGGCAACGUGGUGCAAGAGAGCGUAACCUACGAUCUCAUCAAGGUGAAUCCCAUCAAGUUGGAACUGGCGCAGACUCAUCUCACGAGCCUCUAUGAUCUGGUCUGCCAUACAUACACCAACAACCUAAUCACAGCCAAGAUAACCAAAGUGAAGGUAGAUCAGAUCAUCAACGACUUGCUAACCUAUUCCCAUACAGACGGCCAGGCGGGGAUUGCAUUAAAUAGGGUGCAGUCCGGCCCAGCUCUGGAGUGCGUUUCUCAGCUAAGGCGAGCCAUUUCGAUACUCUUCAGCUUCGUCCGGCGUCGCAGUCCCAAUGCGAACUUCGAUAAGGACCUUAAGGAAUGGCUGCGCAAGUUGAUUGCCUUGCAACUCUUGCUGGCCACUAGAGAAGACCAUUGGUUCCUGCUCUUCAACAUCCUGCGAUGUCCAAAUGGUGUGGGCUCGUGGGCCGCUCAAUUUCUGCAAGUGCCGGGCAUGCAAGCAAUGGGUCGCAGCACCCAAAACAAUGAGCUGCCACUCGAAUUGAACUCUCCCGAACUGAAUCACUGCAUGGCCGUGCUACAGAUCCUCCUUAUGCCCGUCAAGAAGCGAAAUGAGUAUCUUAAGAGUCAGGCCCAGGCAAACUCUGAUCUGACAGAGUCCACGGGAGCAACGGAACGCUGGAUAGUGGUGGACUCGGAUGGCGAGGACUCUCACACACCGACCGGCGAGUGCAUUGGACUGAAAGAGAGUGAUCUAAUUGCCCUCCUAAACCAACUGCCUUUCGAGAAGAUAUUUAUGUCAGCAAUGAAUAUAGAAAAGUUCCUGGAGGACUACAUACUCGAGCCGGAUAUGAUCUCAGCCCAGAAAAUGCUUUCCGUGGUUGUGUUCUUUUCCCAAUUGGUUAGAACACUGGGUGAGGGGCUGUUGACCUAUAACAACGAAAGAUACAAACAAUUGGCUAAACGUCUUGGACGCUUAGUGCGUCAUACUUUGCAAUAUGUCUUCGAUUAUCACGAAUUGUUCAAAAAUAACAACCUGCCCAAGUCUCUGGACCUGCUUGAACGCAUCCAGGUGGAGCUGCAAGCCCUGCUCAUCCGUGCCUGCGGUUAUAUCUAUCGCACACGAAAUCUGGGCACAUGGCAGUACUUCUCAACUCUGCCCUUCGGCGCCCUAGAUGCUGAGGUGGUCUGGCAUCUGUUCUACUACCUGAACGUGGGCUUUCCCACGGACUUGACCAAUGACCUGGUAAGCAAUGCGGAGGCUGCCUUUCAAGCCAACGACUUUUGGAACAAAUUUGAUUUGGCCAAUGCGGAUGUGGCGCCCGAGGAUAUGUACUACCUUCUGCAGACCUUUUUCGAGAUGGCCAACGAUCGGAAUCGCUCCAAGGAUGGAGGCCUAGUAAAGGCCGUCUGUCUGCAUAUCUUCCACAUUGGUUAUAUCCAUCGAUCUACCAGGGAGAUUUGCUACAAGACUGCACGCGAUAUGCUGGCCAACUUGAUGGAUGAGGAUCUGUUUGGAUGCCUGCUCGUUCAGCUGAAGAUGCGCUUUGGUGAAGUCGACCAGGCGGCCUAUCUCUUCAAGGCUUUGCCGCUAGAGAACUGGCACCCGAGCAUGGACAGCUUUGAAGUGCUGUCCAACUGGCUGCUUCACUUCGAUUACCAGUCCUCGGAGAGUCAGUUGGCGCGCCUGAUCAUCGGUCAUUUGAACUGGGGCUUGGAUAUCGAGGGACGACUCUUUCUGCCCCACAACAUUCAUGUGCGCAUGGCCCAUUUGGUGAACGAGGCUCUUAAUAAGUACGCUCCUGAAAUUAUUGGCGCCUCUGGAAUUUCUGAAAGUGUGCGUCAGGUUUCAUCGCUCAUCGACUCCACUCAGUCGACUAGGGAGCAGUUUACCAACUGGUGCUGGCGCAUGAUUUCCCUGCUGCGACUACAUCUCAUGGACCAGGGAGUGGAAUCGGUGAAACGCACCCUUCAACACCCCACAGAGCCGUUGCUUUUUAUACCCGAAAUGGAGCGUCUGGAAAUGGUUUUCCAAGGUGUCAACGAAAACCGCCCGCUGGCACUUUAUGUGGGCAUGCUGGUCAGCCUGCAUGGUCACUCGAUUCCGUUGAUCUGCCAGCAUGGAUUUAAUCUGCUGCAGCAACUGCUCCUAGAUCACCGGCAUGCGGCCACCAUUCGGUGCCUGGAGCUGAUUGUGCCACUCUUCCUGGAGACCCCAGAAACGUUGGCGAAUUGCGAGAGUUUCCAGAGACUUUUAGUUACUUUGCUAAAUGCGGACAGAACUUACUUGAAGCUGGCUAAGGACAUGGUCUAUGCCAACUCAAUUGGACCCAUUUUGGAGCUUCUAGACAAUAUGCUGCAUAAUCAGAUUGUCUCCUAUACCAGCUAUGGACUGUGCUCACCUCUCAAUCUGCUCAAUAUCUGGCUGAAUUGCUUUACCACGCUGCCGGGCUGGUCACAAAACUCGAAUCUACUGUAUCUCCUCGAUAGAAUGCUGCGUAUAUCCUAUCAAUUUCCCGAUUGCCGUGUGCAGGCUGUGGAGUUCUUCUACAACUUUUACAAAGACUGCACGGACUGGAAGUCAGCCCCCAAAGGAUCUGCAUUGAAGGCCUUCUUCGGCGGUCAGUCACCAUCACGCGUUCCCCUCAUCUCGCCUCAAAAUUGCUGGCUAAAUCUUGUUCUUCUCGAGAUCGAAUUCCGUCUGGUGGAUAGCCGCACCUGGCCGGAACUUUUGCGGCAAGUUUCCGCUCAGCCCCUGGAGGCGGCUCUCAAGAAAACCAUUUCGUUGACUAAGGCUACUGCCUUUCCCGCAAGCCAACUGGUGAUUUUCAAGUAUGCGCAGCUGCUGGCCAGCAUGGACAGCAAUCAUGCUCUGUUUCCCAUCGUGUGUCAGAAGUUUUUCGAGCUGUAUCUGUGGCGAGUGCCUACUGAAAACGAAUCGCUGAACUUUAGUCACAACUUUGGAGUCGCCGACAAAUUUUACGAACACAAUGUGCCUUAUAAAAGUAUUAAGUCGCAACUGAAGUCCGCCGAGGCGUACUACUCGGCAAUGGCCACUAAGAACGCCAACGAUGAUGCCAUGGCCCACUUCUACCGCAGCUGCUGCAAGUUGAUGCAGAGCUGUGGACUUUGGCUGGAGGACACCCAGAUCAAUAGGUUCACCAGCGAUGCCGAGGCACUGCCAGCGCAGUACAACUGCGAGAAGCUGCGUGAGCUUUUGGGUGGUCAUGUCAACCACUGGACGGAGUUCCUGUGCCUUGCCAAUUUGCGCAAGGAACAGCGACAUCAGGCGGAUCAGUGGGCACGAAAGGUGUUGAGAGUCGCAAAUCAAAGGGCACCCAGGACACCGGUGCAACCGAAGCCGCGACAGCCGCCAGCUCAGCACAUUAAGAGCCUGCUCAACACCUACGAGAAAGUUCUACCGAUCCCUAGUCAUGUUCGCUUGGAACCUGUUCAGACGCCGCCCAUCGAUGGCAAUAUUAUGAAUCUACUGAAAAAGCGCCUCAACACUUUCAACUCAACGGCAAACACUUAUCACUACAAGACGUCCGAGCUGAAUUCGCUGAACCUCAACUACCUGGAGAGUGUGCCUGCCUUGUACCAGAUGAUUCCAUACGAAGAGACCAGGCGAAAGGAGUGCAACUCCCUGCUCUUUCAGCGGACUUGUACGGCGCCUGCCAAGAUCACCCUGACGCCGGAGCAUAUACGCAUCAACGAGGUUAUAUCCCGCAAACAGACACAGAAUCGCGAGCGACACGACAAGAUUGUAGAGGAUCUGCUGUUGGCCAUGAACGUGGAUAGUUUUGCACAGGCCAUCGAGGAGUUUGGCGUAUGCAUUGGUGCUCUCUUAGUGGCACCUUUGGAAGCGAAAGUAACACUGAUCGGAGUGCAAGUUUUCUAUCAUCUGGUGGACAAUCUCAACGAGGUGACCAUGAAGUUUCAGCCCACCCAUGACCUGUAUUUCCAAGUGCUGGAGAAGCUUGGGGUUUUCCUGCAAGCAGAUCAGGCCGCGCAGGGAUUGGCCGUGCUCCGAUUGGCUUUGAAGCGUCCUGAUCUUCUGGAGCUUCUGGCUGGUGUCUUUGUUCCCAGCCGCACUGAUGUCGAGCACUUCCUACCCAUGUACGAGUUUCUCAUAGACUCGCACCUCAAGCACUGCGAUACACAGAUCCUGUUCGUGCUCUUCUCCAAGUUCGACUUGUUGGGUUGGUUGGAGGCCUAUCAGCCGAAGCUCAGUGAGAUCAAUCGCUUGCUCUUGCUGGUGCUCCAGGGACUAGAGGCUUGGUCACAGCCGGAUAGUAGCCUUUUGCAGGAUCAAUUUCGCCGGCACUUGGUGCACAUUUUCGCCUAUGACUUCCCCCAACACUUUGGCGAGGUGAUGCAGCUGGUGUUGGAUCGCACUUCGGAUCAAAAGCUAAUGCCAGUGGUUCUGCUGGAUCUGCUCAAUGCCCUUUUAGUCCGUUCCAACUGUUCCGAGUUGGCUUUGAACCAGAACGAGUUGGAGGUGCAUGAACUGGCCUUUGACUUCUCGCGCCGCCAGAAAUUAUUCACCUUGAAGGCGGCCACGGAUACACUGCUGCUAUUGUCCCGACACUUCCAAAAGGAGCGACUGCAUCACGGCUUGCAUGGGUUGUAUCCCAAGCACAAAGCUUACUGCCAGGCAUUGGUGCUGUGGUUCACCUGCUUCGGCCAUGUGCUGCUCGCUUUGGCCAUUUGCAGUUACCAGGAGCUGCUAGCUGAUCAGAUCAGCGACAUAGUUUUUGGAUCCAUUGUGGAGACCUAUAGUCCCUGGUUGAUUCCCUAUACCGAGCAAACAACCAGCGGCGUGGCACACUGGAUAAGGCAGCUCACUCCCGGACAGAGCAAGGUGCUCCUCCCUUGGAGCGAGCAACAUGUGAGCAGCAGCAAGUUGGUGAUCCGUUCCUUCGUCGCCAUUAUACUGCAAGUGCUGCAGUAUCUUCCGUCGUCGAACAAGAUUCUGGAGCAUGUCUUCGCCUGGUAUAUCCAUCACUUUGCGCAGCCCAACAUCGCCGGUCAUGUGUUAGCGCCCAUUCAUGAGGGCUUGGCUCAGCUUCCCUGGCAGCGUUUCCUGCCGCCGGCCCAGCACGUGGAGCUGCUAUAUGAUAGCCUACAACGAUUCCUACCGGAGUCACACGCCAUGCUGGGGCACAUCUUCAUCCGGAUUGAUUGGAGCGCCUGGUUUGCCCAGAUGUCCCAGCCGGUGGCCAUUCUGUCGCGACUAUUUGGCAUCUUUGUGAAGAUUGCCUUUGAGCCGAACAUUCACAUCCAUCCGAAUACGAGCAAAAUCCUCGAGGAAGCCGUUCAGUACCCAUGGCAUUUGGUGGAGUACAGCGAGCUGGAGCAGCUGCUCAAGUGGUUCGUGGCCAGCGUGGAGCCUGCCAUUGUCCUGAAGCUCCCUGCCGAGAGCAACUAUGCGGAUAGAGCUGUCUUGGAACUUCUUCGACAAGCAUGUGCCAUGUUGCCGGAACGUUCUUCCCAGGAUGCCGUUGUUCUGGGCACAGCCAAGCGCAUGCUCUACACCCGUUCUAUGGUUCGCCUGCAGCGUGCCUGUGGAGCCAAGCACAAGAAAUUGCUCGCCACCAAGGAGGGUGAGCGUGCUUUUACCACGGCUUUUCUAGAGCUGUUGGACAGCAUAGACGGAGCCAUCAGCAGCUGCAGUGAGCAUAGGACUCCGGAGGAACAGCGCCGGGAGGCUCUUAAUUUGAUGCUGGAACUGGUUGCGCCCACUCAAACGCAGAGCCAGGAGGUGUCCAACAUCCAUAUUAAGACACUAAUUCGUUGGCAGCAGCAGUGUGCGCCGGGCAACUUGGUGAUGAACUCUGCGCUGCCCGCCAUCGGGCACCUGAACACUUACAUCGCCAGCAUCUACUCGCUGCUGGAGGCGAGUAUGGAGAGCUACUUCCGAACCUCGUCGGAAAGUGCCCCCUGGCACGCACCCAGCUGGAUGGGUUUGAUGGAGGCUUUGAGCAUGUCGCUGCCCAAGCUAGAGUUAAUGCCCAUCAUGCAGGGCGGCUACUUGUUCUCCCUUCACGUCUUUGUGGUAUACAAGGUGGAGGAAAUUGCCACGGAUGGCGAUAAGGUGACCUUCUUCCAGGACCUGACCCAAUUGCUAGAGAAUAUCAAGACGAAUCCGCAGACAGAGCCCCGCUUGGCCCUCGUCUGGGGUGUGAUUGUAGCGCGUGGCUGCAAAAUACUGCAAACGAAUCAGCAGAUGAAGAAGCCCCUCUAUAUGCUGGCCAGGCACCUGCAGAUUGCCUCAACGAAGGCCGAGGGCUGGAGCGAUGGGCUGCUGGGCGCAAUUGGACUCAAGACGGAAGUCAUUACUAACAGGCGAAAGGUGUUGACCCGUUGCUUGGCCUGUGUCAUCUUCUCACUGUUUCCGGCCAACCGGGACCUGCGUUUGCCCUCCGAAGAGCAUGAAAGCGCUCUGCGCGAGCUCUCCAUGCUGCUGGCCAACAAGAAGUUCACUGACGUGAAACCCCUCAUUGUCCGGGCUGUGAGCCUGCUUAAGGAGGCCACCUUUCCCGAUGUCAGGGCCGUACCGCAUAUGGUCUGUCGACUGAUCAGCAUCUUCUACGAGGAAAGCUACCUCACCACCAUUCCAGAGGUCUGGGACUUUGAAUUCAAGCUAAGCGCGGCGUAGCCAACCGAGCGAGUGACCAAAUACAGCCAGAUGUGUUAUUUUUCAAGUGUUGUAUAUAUUCUAUAUAUUAUAUCUGUUCUAUCUAGGUUUAAGGUGAAUAAAGUGAUCAAUUUGCUGCAAUUUCGGAAAUUUAUAA